UUUGGCGGGAAACGCGAAGUGCGCUUUUUAUUUGAAAAUUGUUAAAAAAUAUAGUUUUUGAGUGUAAAUAGUACAUUUUGUAAAUAGUUUUCGUUAAACUGUGGUACAAUGCCGUCAGAUAGUGACGGCGGUGAUUUAGAGCCAGCAGCGGGCAAAAAGAGGAAGAAAAUGCAAAAGGAGAAACCCUCUGAAAGUGAUGGUGCAAAAUACAAACCAUUUAUAAAACCAGGGUAUCGUCGGGCGUACGGCGAUACUAGUACCAAUUCAGAAUUCCCUGUAUACGUAGAAAGCACAGAAGAUAUCAAACUAGGAAACAAAAAUCCCCUGGUGGUAUCCAAAUAUUUUAAACAAGUAAAAGGUGUAAGUGAAAGUAGGCGCAUAAACGCUACUAAAAUUAUGCUUGUUUUCAAACAAGCGACAGCGGCUAAUGACUUUUUGAAGCACGAGUGCCUUUCAGUUCAUAAACUUCGAGCGUUCAUCCCGGCGUCCUCUGUGGAAAGGGUGGGGGUGGUUAGGUUUAUUCCAAAAGAAUCUAGCAAUCAGGAACUAUUCAAUAAACUCUCCUCGGAAAGUGAAGUAAUAGGUGUAAAGAGAUUUUUGAAAAAAGUGGGAGAGGAGCUAAUUCCUCUGUCCACUAUCAGUGUAAUUUUCAGCGGUACUAGUCUACCGCAGUAUAUUUAUUUGGACAAAUGGAGAUACAAAGUUUUCACUUAUGUUCCUCCUUUGAUGCAAUGUUUUAAAUGUAUGAAAUUUAAACAUUAUGGGAAAAUUUGUAAAAAUCAGCAAAUAUGCUCACGGGUGCGCUGGUGAGCACCAUUACAAGGA
Molecule: messenger RNA, 825 nt
Organism: Maniola jurtina (meadow brown)
Lineage: Eukaryota; Metazoa; Arthropoda; Insecta; Lepidoptera; Nymphalidae
Exons: 1
Coding region: 109-810 (233 amino acids)
Source: RefSeq, a predicted model, not a curated record